GGAGGGUUCGGGCGCCGGCGCCGGAGCCGCCGAGGCCAAGUGCCGCUCGUUGAACCCCGACAUGGGAUGCCGCCUGUUCGAGGGGAGCUCAGAGAAGGCUCCACACCCCCCAAGCAGCUGCUGCCGUGACGGCCAGUGAGGAGGGAGCAGCCGGACAAUGUCCGCCGCCACCACCGUGGCUGCCCCAGCGGGCCUGCCGGCCGCCCCCAGCCCUGCCAACCCACCACCACCUGAGGUGUGUAGCGCCGGUAAGCCCGGCCGCAAGACCAACCAGCUGCAGUACAUGCAGAAUGUGGUGGUGAAGACGCUGUGGAAGCACCAGUUUGCCUGGCCCUUCUACCAGCCCGUGGACGCUGUCAAGCUCAACUUGCCGGAUUAUCACAAGAUAAUCAAGAACCCCAUGGACAUGGGCACCAUCAAGAAGAGGCUGGAGAACAGCUACUACUGGAGUGCCAGCGAGUGCAUGCAGGACUUCAACACCAUGUUCACCAACUGUUACAUUUAUAACAAGCCCGCAGAUGACAUCGUGCUGAUGGCCCAGGCCCUGGAGAAGAUCUUCCUGCAGAAGGUGGCCCAAAUGCCUCAGGAGGAAGUGGAGCUGCUGCCCCCGGCUCCCAAGGGCAAAGGCCGGAAACCAGCAGCUGUGACGGUGGCGGCAGCAGCGGCAGCAGGACCCCAGAGCACAGGUCCGCAGCAAGUGGCCGCUGUGCCCUCCGUGUCCCCAGCGACACCCUUUCAGAAUGUGCCCCCCACGGUCUCCCAGACACCUGUCAUCGCUGCCACACCUGUGCCAACCAUCACUGCCACUGCCACGCCGGUGCCAGCACCUGCCACUGCAGCCCCACCACCCCCUACCACGCCUGUCAUCCCUGUGGUCCCGCCCACACCACCCGUCAUCAAGAAAAAGGGUGUUAAGCGGAAAGCAGACACCACCACACCCACCACGGCUGCCAUCACGGCCAGCCGCAGCGAGUCGCCCCCACCGCUGUCAGACCCCAAGCAGGCCAAGGUGGUGGCCCGGCGGGAGAGUGGCGGCCGCCCCAUCAAGCCACCCCGCAAGGACCUGGAGGAGGGUGAGGUGCCGCAACAUGCGGGCAAGAAGGGGAAGCUGCCCGAGCAGCUGCGCCACUGCGACCACAUCCUCCGGGAGCUGCUGUCCAAGAAGCACGCAGCCUACGCCUGGCCCUUCUACAAGCCUGUGGAUGCUGCUGCACUCGAGCUCCACGACUACCAUGACAUCAUCAAGCACCCAAUGGACCUCAGCACUGUCAAGAAGAAGAUGGAUGGCCGCGAGUACCCUGAUGCCCAGGGCUUUGCAGCCGAUAUCCGGCUCAUGUUCUCUAACUGCUACAAGUACAAUCCCCCUGACCAUGAGGUCGUGGCCAUGGCCAGGAAACUACAGGACGUGUUUGAGAUGCGCUUUGCCAAGAUGCCUGAUGAGCCUGCGGAGGUGCCCACGAUACCCGCGCCCACAGCCCCAGCUGGCAACAAAGCUGCCCCUAGCAGCCAUAGCAGCGAGGAGAGCUCAUCGGACUCGGGCAGUUCCGACUCGGAGGAAGAACGGGCCACUCGGCUGGCAGAGCUGCAGGAGCAGCUGAAGGCCGUGCAUGAGCAGCUAGCUGCACUGUCCCAAGCCCCUGUGAACAAGCCAAAGAGGAAGAAGGAGAAGAAGGAGAAGGAGAAGAAGCGGAAGGAUAAAGACAAGGACAAGGAGCGGCACAAGGCCAAGAGCGAGGAGGACAGGAAGGCCCGGCCCGUGCCGCCUGCCCGCCCGGCCCCCCAGAAGAAGGCUCCGGCCAAGAAGGCCAGCAGUUCCACAGCAGCUGGCAGGCAGCCUAAGAAAGGCGGCAAGCAGGCUCCUGGCUCAUAUGCCGCCUCGGAGGAGGAGGAGGACCUACCCAUGAGCUAUGACGAGAAGCGACAGCUGAGUCUGGAUAUCAACCGGCUGCCAGGCGAGAAGCUGGGCCGUGUGGUGCAUAUCAUCCAGGCGCGCGAGCCCUCGCUGCGUGACUCCAACCCCGACGAGAUCGAGAUCGACUUUGAGACGCUCAAACCCACCACGCUGCGUGAGCUGGAGCGCUAUGUCAAGUCCUGCCUGCAGCGGAAGCAGCGGCGGCCACCUUCCACAAGUGGGAAGAAGCAGGCGGCACGGUCCAAGGAGGAGAUGGCCCAGGCCAAGAAGGAGGAGCUGGAGAAGCGGCUACAGGACAUGAGCGGGCAGCUCAACAGGAAGACCCCCAAGAAAGACAAACCGGGCUCCGGGGCCCCAGGUGGUCCAUCCCGCCUCAGCAGCAGCAGCUCUUCCGAGUCCGGCAGUAGCACAUCCAGUGGCUCCAGCUCCGACAGCAGCGAUUCCGAGUGAUGCUGGGCAGACAGCACGGAGGGGGAGGCGCCAGGCUCUUUCUUCGGGUGACACUGCCUGUGGGUCGCCUGGCUAGAUCCACAGUUGCUGGUGUGCCUGGACUGCAUGGAAGGUGGGGGCCCUGUAUCCCUACUUUCCCUCAGACCCCAAUUCACUCAACUCGGCUAGGUGGCAGCACGAUGCAUAGAGGCCCAACGACUGGCUUGACCCCUCCCAGGGGCCUCCUCCACCCCAGUGCUCCCUGUGGGGUUAAAGACAGGUGCUGGCCUCUGGGCAGGAGUCCAGGGGCACCCAAGGGUGGCAGCCCUGGGCUGCUUCCCUCUCACUUGUGGAAGGGUCGCACACAGGUUUCCAGACACUGAAACUCUUACCUCAACUUAAAAAGAAAAAAGAAGAUUCAAAAAAUAAAGACUUUUUUUUGUAAGGUUCACAACUUUUCUACGCACAACCCCAUGCUCUGGAGCCGCCUCCUGACAUCCUGUACAUAGGAGCCUUUAUUUAUUAUCAGCAUUGGUCAUUUUUUUAAAAAAGAAAAAACAAACAAAAAAAAAACCCCACAAAAGAAAUGCAUUGAGGCGGUGGCUGAAGUGGGCGUCCUGGCCGGCUGGUGCUACUUCCCUGCAGCCUGCGCUGUGUCCCACCUGGCUGGGGCCCCGCUGCCUGUUCUGUGUGCAUGCGUGAGUGGGUGUGUGUCCGUGAGUGGGUGUGUGUGUAUGUGUGUGCGUGCGUGCACAUGGCGGUUGCUGCCCUGCGUUGCUUUUAUUUUGUUCUUUCUUACUUAACUCUUGGUGUUUAGGAUUGUUUUCUGGAAACCCGUGUAAGGGACCCCUUCCAUCCCCACCCCAUCCCACUCCUGUUCUAUGGUAUCAACUUUGUAUUCUGAGAGGAAAAACUGUACAGAAUUUGAAGCUGCGGCUUCUAACUUUCUAUUGUAAAAACAAAUGAAACCUAAUAACACAGACUUGACCACGAA
Molecule: messenger RNA, 3335 nt
Organism: Suncus etruscus (white-toothed pygmy shrew)
Lineage: Eukaryota; Metazoa; Chordata; Mammalia; Eulipotyphla; Soricidae
Gene: BRD3
Product: bromodomain containing 3
Exons: 12
Coding region: 158-2362 (734 amino acids)
Biological process (GO): regulation of DNA-templated transcription; chromatin remodeling
Cellular component (GO): chromatin; nucleus
Source: RefSeq, a predicted model, not a curated record